Molecule: messenger RNA, 5159 nt
Organism: Numida meleagris (helmeted guineafowl)
Lineage: Eukaryota; Metazoa; Chordata; Aves; Galliformes; Numididae
Gene: KLF3
Product: Kruppel like factor 3
Exons: 7
Coding region: 405-1448 (347 amino acids)
Biological process (GO): regulation of transcription by RNA polymerase II
Molecular function (GO): DNA-binding transcription factor activity, RNA polymerase II-specific; RNA polymerase II cis-regulatory region sequence-specific DNA binding
Source: RefSeq, a predicted model, not a curated record
UCGGCAGCGGGAAAGAGGGGGAGAUGUCAGCGGAUCCCAGCGUGGCACCGCGCCGGGCAGCGCUGGGGUGAAAAGAGCGGCGGGUUCUGCGGCUCCGUCCGAGGGCGAGUGCUGUCCGGCGGCGGGGAACGCCGCUGCAGGAGCUCGCCGUUGGGAAGCGCUCGGCCCGUGCGUCCCCCGUUAAGCCAGGGGCGAUACGGGCUCUCAGAAAUACGUUUUCCCGCAUAUCGUCACCGAGCGCAGCACCACGUUGCAGUGAGCUCGGUGAAGUUCAACCACGCAGCGUCCAGGGAAGCGCCGCGGUUAAAUAUGGAAUUAGAAGUAACGACGAUUUCCAGAUAACAACAAGUAUUCGUCCGUUCAGUUUUGGACGUCACAGGCAUCAGAAGAGGUGAAUAAAGAAGAUGCUCAUGUUUGAUCCAGUCCCUAUCAAGCAAGAAGCCAUGGACCCUGUUUCAGUGUCAUACCCAUCCAAUUUCAUGGACCAAAUGAAGCCAAACAAAUACAGCGUCAUUUAUUCUGCACCGAGCAUGUUGCACAAUAAAUUCUACUCAAACCCUGAUGGACUGUCGAAUGGAAUCCAGAUGGAGCCAGUAGACCUUACGGUGAACAAGCGAAGCUCACCGCCUUCGGCUGGCAGUUCUCCUUCCCCUUUAAAAUUUCAGACUGUGCAUAGGAGAACUUCCCCUGGAUUGACUCUGUCCUCACCCAGCUCUCCCAUCAGUAAAUUCACACCGUCACCCCCAGGAGUACAGCCGUUAUCCAUGCCUAUAACGAUCCCUCCUGUAAUGGCUGCUGCUCUUUCCCGCCAUGGACUGAGAAGCCCUGGAAUACUCCCAGUCAUACAGCCUGUUGUUGUCCAGCCAGUUCCUUUCAUGUAUGCUCCCCAUCUCCAGCAGCCCAUCAUGGUGUCCACAGUUCUUACGGAUGAGAUGGAAAGUCCGAGCAGCAUGCAAGUGCCUGUUAUUGAGUCCUUCGAGAAGCCAGCACUGAAGAAAACAAUUAAAGUAGAACCAGGAAGCGAACCAACGAAGACUGACUUCUAUCCUGAACGAAUGUCACCUCCAAUGACCUCAUUGUCUCCCCAGGAAGUAAUGCUGCAAGAGAAUCACCCUUCGGUUAUAGUUCAGCCAGGAAAGAGACCUUUGCCAGUGGAGUCACCAGACACGCAGAGAAAACGCAGAAUACAUCGGUGCGAUUAUGAAGGCUGCAACAAGGUCUACACUAAAAGCUCCCAUCUGAAAGCUCACAGAAGAACCCAUACAGGUGAAAAACCAUACAAAUGCACUUGGGAGGGAUGCACGUGGAAGUUUGCUCGUUCUGAUGAACUAACGCGGCAUUUCCGCAAGCAUACAGGAAUCAAACCUUUUCAGUGCCCAGACUGUGACCGUAGCUUUUCACGUUCGGACCACCUUACUCUUCACAGAAAACGUCACAUGCUAGUCUGAGUGUCUUCUGUCCCCGACUCCCGUCAACACUUUUUUUUACACAUGCAUUUUAAUUUGGGUUCAGCUGGUCUGAACCUCUGGAGUUUAUACCAUUAAAAGCUUACAUAUGGUCAGUAAUAGCUGUUAUCUAACCCUUCUAUGUCCUUGCCACGGGUCAGACCUAAAGAAUGUGAACAGUUUUUCUUGGUUUUGUUUUGUUUUUUUUUCUUUCUCCUGGGGAUGCUAAGCAAACCCUUUCUUCAGAGAGUAUGUUUAAUGUAUUCCAUUGUGAAUAAGGGAAUUUGUAAACAAACAGCUUUUGUUGGUUUCUUCAUAUAAUCAACCCAGCGUAUACUGAUAAACUAGUAAAUGUUAUUGAGUAUCCAAAAUGCUCGUCCUUGGCAGAGACAUUAUUUAUGUGCCUUAUGUACAAGGCACACUCUCAUUUUAUGCUCAGCAAUGCAACAAAUGGACUGCCUCAACCUUGCUGAUUUCUGCAAUAUGAUUAAUACAACAGUUUUAGAAAGACACCUGAUUUAGAAAUCCCCUCUGCCCAAACAGUGGAUAACACCGUAGAAAUAAAUCUAAGCAAUAUACUUUACAGAAAGAUUGAGUCAUAGUCGCUCACCCCAGUCAAGAAGAAAAAUUAGCAGGAAUUGGUCUGUACAUAAUAUUGUGCAUCUAAACCAAUCUCAUCUGUCCUUUGUAUUAUAGCAUAAUAUCCAACCAUGUUUUUAUUGCAUACUGCCCUGGUGGAUUUGUUAAAUGAAGAUCUUGUGUGACACUGUAUGUCUGUUUUCUGUGCAACUGUGUGGAUGGAACACAUAUGGUACUCUCCUAUAACAUGGCAUUAAAAGAUAUUCAUAGAAACCUUCCACACCUCAUUUCAGGGUUAUAGACUGUCCCUCUGUAAUCACUCCCCUACGUUUCCUCUACUCUGAAUAAUUUUUUCUCCUCACUGUACCUCAGAAAAUAGAAAUCAUCAUGUCAAAAAUGCUCCAGAUUGUAUUGUUGCAAGUGCCACUUUAAUACACUACAGUAUUUUAAAAUAUUCACAAUAUUUUUAUGACAAGAUGGCAUCAAAUAUGAAGCGCUUCUGUGAUAAACUGAGUCAUGUAUCUCUUUGGUUAAAAGUGUAUAUGUCAAACCAUCUAUUCGACAGCUCUCAUCUGUGGCUCUGGUAUUCUCCCAGUGCUCAGUAGACUGAGCUUCCCUUGUGGAUGUGUUCAUCGCAUUAAAACAUCACAUCAGCAACUCCCACGUCAGUAGCAAACGCAACUCAAUUGCAAAAAAUUGAACAAACAAUUCAAAGAACCUACAGCUGAUCCUAGCAGUGUUCAGUACUUGGAACCUUCCCACGGGAGGGAAGGUAUUAGCUGUCAGGUUCUGUGCUACUGAAAGGAAACAGGAUCUGUUUUCUAGAUUUGAGCACACCGUUGAGUGUUUGUUCUUCACCCUGUGUGAGGUGAACACCGUUCCCUGCCAUAUAAACUUGUUAAAAGUCAGAUUUUCCUUUGUCUUGGAAAGCCCCACUGGAAAACAGGAUUGUGGAGCGGAGAAGGUUUGCAGAGUUCUCCAGGAGGAGGCAGAUUGGAGGUCCGUCUGCAGGUGGGUACAUCAGGACCUGUGGAGAGCAACGCUGGGCUGCGUCCUGGGGAUUCCAAGAGCAGGCUAAAGUCAUCUGCAGGUGCUCAACUUGGAGCAAGGAGCCUUCCACCUUUGCUUCCUUGGUGGUGGGGUUUCCAACAGAUCUGCUGACAUCCGUGUACCUGUAAGAGCAGAGAGAGAGGAGAUCCGUUCUUGGAGAAAAAUGUUCUAGUGAUUGCUAUAAAAUGCAAAGUAUUGUUCAAAUUGUGUAACAAAUCUUAACGUAUGUGAAUAUGAAACUGUCAAUUUUAUUUAAGGAACAGAGCCCUCCGUGUGUGUUCUGCAAAGGGAAGAAUGGGGAUUACCGUGGCUAGGGUGGUUCUGCACAACUUUUAUGGGGAAGAUCCUUAGGCUCUGUUCCAUCGCCAUAAAUCCUCAGGACCUAGGGCUCACCUCAUCCGUUCAGAAGUGAAAACCUUUAAAAACCAGUUGGUCCCUUUCUGUCUGACCACUCCGUUACUAACACUGACAAACGUGCAGGAAAGAGAUUGCUAUAUGAGCAGCUGGUUUAGAGCUGUGCUUACCAUUGGAUUUUUAUUUUUUAUUUUUGGAGUGAGCAAUGUCAUAGGGAGUCAGACUUGGCCUCCUUUGCAGGGCUCCAGGUUGUAACGGUGGUUCACUGACGUAGAGCUGUCACUGGCAGAGGGCUGCGUGGAACGGCUGUAGCGUCAAACACAAAUCUACAGCCACGUGGUGUCCUGGGACAGAAACAAUUCUCAGCUGUUCAAGGGGAAAAAAAAGAGACGAGAUCCUAUUGACCCAUGAGUGGGUUAAGGACAACUGAUCCCAUGUUAGCUUAACAAAUGGAAAUGCCUAGGAUUUAGGAUGAUAAAACAAAAUUUCUUUCCAACACUCUUUUUCUUUUAAGGCUUUCACAAGUUUUUAAUAGAAGUCUAAAAUACUGUCCAUUAAUUUGCCUAUGCAAGUUUUUCCUGAAAAUAUUUAUAAUAAUGGUGGGGACGAACAGAGUGGAGAUGCAAUAGAACUUUUAAGUAUCUUUAGCUACGUGCCUUGUGAUUUAGGACAGCAGAAAUUUAAGUAUUAAAUAUAAAUAUUUGAGACUAUUUCAUGUAAAUGCUUUGUUUAUAGGAUUUUUCACUUGGGUCUGUGGGUGUCUCUGUGGAAUGUCAAAAAAAGCCACAUGCAGAUAGGCCUUCAUCUUUCAGCUGAAAAUGUGCAUUUACAUCUUUUGUGGCUCAUUGGCUCAUUUAGCAAAUUCUGGUUUGAGGGCUAUUGUGAAAUUUUAUAAACCACAUGACUGAAUACUUUUAAUAAAACAGUCAUUCUGUGUAUGGCCUAAAGAGAAAUCCAUUUAGGUAACAAGGCAAAUUAAUCUCACAGGAGGCGUCCAUCUGAAAAAAAUCCUUUCACUAGCAGUGUUGCACUGGGCAGUAUGUAACAAAUCAUAGUGUUCCUGUUUCGGCCUUUUGGUUACAAUAUUUUACCAGGUUCUAGGACAAUCACAUAGAGCUCAGCGGGUAUUACUGUGUGGUUUUAUUUAAACACACACUGCCAUUCUGCAGCGAUAUUGCUAUUGCCACAUCCUGUCCAAAUGCAUUGUUGUCUCUGUCAAGGUUAGCUCCAUGUAGAUGAAUAUAAAUCCAUUUUACAUAUCCUAGGAGAGCUACACCAGUUUUCAUUGCAUUUUACAGAUAGUAGCACUUUUACGCUAUUUAUGUACUUCAAAUGUUAGAGGGUCAAAAUAAUCUUUUCGCUUAGCAUCUCUCACCUGCGAGUAUAGCAGGGAUGUUAUAUUUACUUCAAUACGUGUAUAAACUAUGCAGAUUUUUUUAAAAUAAAAUGUAAUAUAUUUUAUAAGCUAAUAAGACUGAAUGGGUAAUUAAAGGUUUCUAGCGUGCAUUACUAUUACUUGCAAAUAUGGAAACAUUUUGGUAAUCUUUCUUACUAAAGAUGUGAAUGUUUAAUGUACUUUUACUGUUUCUACUUUGGUAGCCAAUGGGAAUUCAGUAAUGACAUUUUGUCAUGUUGAACUGUGAACAGAAAUUUGUACUGUACAGUCCUCAUACUAUAUUUAGUACAAAAUACAUAUCUAUGAUACCUGUUAAUAAAGCCAUCAGAAUAUUG